Molecule: messenger RNA, 1398 nt
Organism: Knipowitschia caucasica
Lineage: Eukaryota; Metazoa; Chordata; Actinopteri; Gobiiformes; Gobiidae
Source: the annotation of a GenBank genome assembly
AUGACUAACCGCAGGGUGUGGCAGCUGCUGAAGCAGUGGCUGGAUUAUGAACAGGAGCUGCUGGACUCAGAGAGGAUCUGGGAGGACAAACAGGAAAAGUGGAUCUCAGGAUAUCAGGAUCCGGAAGAUGUGGCUGAUCUCUGGAGAGAAGAUGAGGAGAAGUGGUUGGAGGAAAAGCAAUCCUCUAGAAAGAUACUAGAGGAGAUCCUUGGAUCAUCUGAGAAGCUAAAAGAAGGAUCCCCAGAGUUCCUCCUGGAGCUGAAUCAUCAGAUCUGUGAGAGGAGACUGCAGAUGGAGCGCAGACGCUCUAUAUGGCUGAAGAAAGAGGCCUGGUACCAGGGGAGAGAGGCCUCCAAGACCACUGUCAUCACCCUGAGGAAGGAACUCAGAGAUCUACGAGGCAGGUGUGAGAAAUACAAACAAAGAUUGCCGAGAGACCUGAUGGAGUCUGAUGCUGAGGUCCUUGAGUCUGCAGCUGAGGUCCCUGAGUCUGCAGCUGAGGUCCCUGAGUCUGCAGCUGAGGUCCCUAAGUCUGCAGCUGAGGCCCCUGAGUCUGCAGCUGAGGUCCCUAAGUCUGAUGUCCAGCACCUGCAGCAGCAGCUGCUGCUGAAGGAGCAGAUGUUGGUUUCUCUGAGAGCUAAGAUGGAGAAGCAGGUGGAGCUGCAGCAGAGCACGCAGGCUCUGGUGCAGGCGGCGAAGCAGGUGGUGGAGGUUAGUGAAAAGGAAUCCUUCAAAAGGCAAAAACUGCUGCAACUUGCCAAUGAACAAUGUCAGCAGUAUUUUGAGAAUCACCCUAAUCAUUCAGACUCCGAAGAGGACGUUCUGGUCUAUAGUUUAACCACUGGAGAGAUGUGUACUAUCGACGAGAGCAGAAUGGAGAAACUCAGGUCUAUCUUUUUAAAGCUGAGGGAAAAGCAUGGGGCACCAGGCUCUGAAGACGAAGGCUCUGAGGAGCCCAUGACCCCAGAGAUGGUUGACGGCCUGAGGACCUCCUUAUACCAAAGAAUAAGGAAAACGAACAAGCACCUCCAGAAAUAUUGCACAUGGGUUUCCACUUUUUGUAUAGAGACCGACAAGCUGUGUAAGAUCCAGGACCGCUGUAUCAAAGGCUUCAUAAACUGCUUCUUUGAGUGGAGAGAGUUGAGGAGAACAAAGCAGACAUGGAGCCCUCCUCUGAACAAUGGGGUUAGAGUACCUCCAGAGAACAGGUUCAGGAGGUUAGUUCACAAAGCUUUCAUGCCACACACUUACACAUACAGGCCAUCACUUGAAGAGAACGAUGGUUCGAUGAUUAAGGUGGAGGACGCUGAAAUCCUUAACCCCGCCUACUUCCAAUGGAACCAAUUCUUAUUGGACAAUCCCUCCGAACAGGUGGAGUAUUUAGAUUGGGUUUAUUAA